Messenger RNA from Trichoplax adhaerens, 1293 nucleotides. RefSeq lists its product as uncharacterized. Gene Ontology annotation, biological process: proteolysis. Lineage: Eukaryota; Metazoa; Placozoa; Uniplacotomia; Trichoplacea; Trichoplacidae. Gene Ontology annotation, cellular component: cytoplasm. The record is from RefSeq and is a predicted model, not a curated record. The transcript has 9 exons. The annotation marks the transcript as partial. Gene Ontology annotation, molecular function: calcium-dependent cysteine-type endopeptidase activity.
GAAGGUGUAUAUCAAGUCAGAUUAUGCAAUAAUGGUCGUUGGAAUAUCAUUCUUAUCGAUGAUUUCCUUCCGUGUGAUGAAUACGGGCAUUUAGUCUAUUCUCAAGCUGAAAGAAAUCAAUUAUGGGUUCCAUUUAUUGAAAAGGCUUUAGCUAAGAUGCAUGGAUGCUAUGAAGCAUUAUCUUCUGGUCGUUGUAUUGAAGGUCUAGCUACACUUACUGGAGCUCCUUGUGAAAUGAUUAAAUUACAAAGUUGUAGUUAUUCUCCUGAUAUCGAUAAGGAUUUAAUCUGGGCCCGUUUAUUAAGUUGUAAAGAAGCUAGCUUUUUGAUGGGUUCAUCGUGUGGUUGCUUAAAUAGCAGUAUAAAUGCAACAGAAUAUCACCAAGUUGGUUUACAACCCAACCAUGCUUACUCGCUUCUUGAUGUACAAGACAUUAAUGGAAUCAGACUAGUAAGGCUACGCAAUCCGUGGAAACGUUGUUCCUGGAAUGGCGAUUGGUCUGAUGAUUCACCUCUUUGGACAAUAAGUUUACGUAAUAAAUUGCUUCCUCAUGGUAGUGAAGAAGGCAUAUUUUGGAUGUCAUUUGAUGAUUUUAUGAGAUAUUUUGAAAGUGUUGAUGUAUGUAAAGUAAAUCCGAGUUGGAUGGAAAACAGGAUUUCGGGACAUUUUUCUUUACCAAUGACUGGUAAUGUUGUAAAGUGCCACCAAAUUGCUGUCUUUGAAACAUCAGAAGUAGAAUUUUCUCUAUACCAAGAUAACCUCAGGUCCGUAGGAAAUAAAUCAAAUGUUGAUAUAUUGGACGCUGUGGUAGUAGUUUACAAAUGUGAUUCUGUAACAGGCGAAAUUUUGCACUGUGUUGUUAAAAGUGAAAGAAGAUAUCACGCUUACUUAAACUGCCAUGCUCUACUUGAACCUGGUUUAUAUAUUGCUAUAACACUGUCGUUUCAAAACCUCUCCAUUAUUAUGCAAACUUGCUCGCUAACAAAUUUAUCCACCUUGCAUUCUUCCAAGGUCAUUCAAGUAGAUGAGGUAGAAAAUACAUCAAGUUUUGUUGCAAAUGCCUUAUUCUUGAUGGUUGAAAAAUAUGGAAAGCAGCACGAAAUAGCGAAUCUACCUCAAACAUUAAAGUGUUCAUAUCUUAUGGACAAUAUGGGCGGAUUGAUCAUGACUGCGGAAAAUGGUACUGCUAAUUCAUCAUUUUAUAUUGAAUGCGAUUGUUCUGGUAGCCAGAACCUAGUGUCGACUCGUGGUGGAUUAUUAACAGUUGAUUGCCUUCCUCCAAAGACACGGUAA